AAGGAUAGAAAUCAGUUUAUUUAUUCCAUCGCACCUGAUUUCGUUUCACGACCGGAAAAGGCAGAAAAAAGGAAGUGGGAUAAGAAGCGAGACUGAACGAACUUCCGGUAAAAACAAAGCACACGUCGAACAACAAGUCAAGACUUUUAAAAAUCUUAAAUUUCAAGAUGGCUGAUAAUUUUGGCGGGGAUGAAUUUUACAAUUUUAACUAUGAUCAGCAGCAGCAGCAGUCAUCAGCUGGAUAUGAUAUGGGUGGAAAUAAUUUCGGACAAGAUCCACAAUUUGCCCAGUUUGAUUAUGGACAACAGCAGCAAGGAUAUGGGGACCUGAAUGCCUAUGGAGGCAAUAGAGACCAGUAUGCAGGUCAUAUAUUUACUCCAGAGCCUGCGCAACAAUAUGAUCCAAAUGCAGGAGGAGAGAACUAUGAUGAGGAACCACCGUUGAUGGAAGAAUUAGGAAUCAACUUUGACCAUAUUACGCAGAAGACUUUAGCCGUCCUGAACCCACUUAAACAAGCAAACCACACCAUUAUGCAGGACACAGACUUAGCUGGACCAUUGGUGUUUUGUUUAGCAUUUGGUGGAACUCUUAUGCUGUCUGGGAAGUUGAGUUUUGGUUACAUCUAUGGUAUUGGUGUAGUAGGUUGUCUGGCCAUGUAUACCCUACUGAACCUAAUGAGUAUGACUGGAGUGUCUGUAGGCUGUAUCAUCAGUGUGUUGGGUUACUGUCUCCUGCCAAUGGUCAUUCUCUCAUUCUCUGCUGCUUUGUUAUCUUUACAAGGUAUGCUGGGUAUAUUGUUUACAGUCUUAGCCGUCAUUUGGUGCAGUGCCUCAGCCUCCAAACUUUUCGUAUCAGCUUUAUCCAUGGAUCACCAACAACCACUAGUGGCCUAUCCAUGUGCUUUGGUUUAUGGAGUAUUUGCCUUGUUGACAGUGUUUUAAACAUUUUAAUGAUGAAAGAAUACUUUACCAAAUAUAUUUCGUAACAUUGAACAAGAUGUUGUCUGAUUAUCUGUGCAAUUUUAAAAGAAGUAAAAAGAUUCUAAUGAAAGAGAUGGAUACUGUAAAUUUAGAAAUUAUUGCUAUGUUUUUAUUAUUGCGAAAAAUGCGACAGAGUUGUAAACACAAUAAUCUAAACUCGACUUUUCAAAUGUUUUAUAUGAUUUAAACAGGAUAUUUCUUAAAAUCGUAAAAUCAAUCUCGCAUUCAAGUCUAAAAUAACUAAAUCGCAAUAAUAAAUGAACGCAAUAAUUUCUGAAUUUACAGUAUUUACUUUUUAUGUAGAGUUUUAAUAUUGAUUAUUGAAUUUUAACUCUUAUUCUGCAGAAAGUGUAGAUUUUGUAAAAAAUAAGUCAAUUAAGUGUACAACAAAAAUGUUUUUUUAGUAUUUCUCUACAUAGUUUAAGAACAAAGACUUUGAAGAAAAUUAGAUAUCUUUCAUUUGUAUUCACAGUACUUAAAAUGUCCUUAAAUUUGUUAUUGGGUUAUGGAAGUGAUUUGCCAUUAUAUUUAAAAUUAUUUACGGUAAUUUAUUUUAUGACAUGGAUUAAUUUCAACACAUAUAUUGCAUAAAUUGAUUCAUUAAAUAUAUACCUAACAUAAUA
This is a messenger RNA of Mytilus trossulus (common blue mussel), 1603 nucleotides long. RefSeq names its product protein YIPF5-like. Lineage: Eukaryota; Metazoa; Mollusca; Bivalvia; Mytilida; Mytilidae. Gene Ontology annotation, biological process: endoplasmic reticulum to Golgi vesicle-mediated transport; vesicle fusion with Golgi apparatus. The coding region runs from base 168 to 941 and encodes 257 amino acids. Gene Ontology annotation, cellular component: trans-Golgi network; membrane. The record is from RefSeq and is a predicted model, not a curated record. The transcript is spliced from 7 exons.